GCAAUAAAUAUCAAAUCUAGAAACAGGGGUACACGUUUCAACAUAAUGGCAUUGCUGGUAGCGGCAUUAAACUUUCUUGCCUCGAUCUUUUUGGUGCCUUUUAUGAUGCUACUUUUGGCUAUCAUCUUCUUGGCAUCAAUUGGAAAGUCCCUUGGAGUGAGGAGGCUUUAUGUCAAUAUUUUAUUGAUGAUAUUUGAGUAUGGCAGAAAGGACAUCGAAUACGCGCAAAACGAAAAGCGCAAACAAAAAUCCGAACAAGACUCCGAAGAUGAAGGGUACAGCGAGGAACUCGCCCCUACUUUUGAGAAAACGUUUUCACAAGAAAUCUCGAAAAAAGAAGAGGAACCGAAACCGCCCAACGGGUUUACUAACGGCCACAUCGUUAAUGGAGGAAAUAACCUUAUCAGUCGUGAAGACCGUCAUAUUUUAUUGCCAGAUCCUGUUCUUGUGCCUGUAGUGCAAGGGGAUGAAAAGUUAAGCGAUGACGAGUACAAAGAGCGAAAGGAGAAGAUAAUGAAUUUCGAGCUGAGCACUAUUCUGGACUAUGCCAAAGCGGGGGUGGAAGCGAUUAUCGAGGACCAAGUGACAUCGAGGUUCGAAGCUGAAGAGUUGAAAAAUUGGAAUCUCUUAAUCAGGACUAACAGGGGAUACGAGUUUAUUUCGUGGAAGUUAACGUUCGUUUGGAUGUGCGGCUUUUUCGUACGAUAUUUCUUUCUGUUCCCUUUGAGGGUGAUUAUCUGCUUUUGCGGGGUGUUAUGGUUAACGAUAUGCACCGCCUUAGUCGGUUAUAUACGACAAGACGACCUUAGGAGGCAAGUAAACAAAUACGUCUCGAUAAUGUGCUUCGGCAUACUAUCGCGCGCCAUCUCCUCCGUGAUCACUUAUCACAACGAAGAGAACAGACCGAAAGAGGGCGGAAUUUGUGUGGCGAAUCACACGUCUCCCAUCGACGUGUUGAUUCUGAUGUGCGAUAACUGUUACUCUUUGAUCGGGCAAAGACACGGCGGGUUCCUAGGGAUCUUCCAGCGGGCGUUGGCCAGGGCUUCUCCGCACAUCUGGUUCGAACGAUCCGAGGCUCGAGAUAAAAAGUUCGUUUUGCAACGACUGAAAGAGCACACCUCGCACCCAAAGAACCCCCCGAUCCUUAUUUUCCCCGAAGGGACUUGCAUCAAUAACACUUCGGUGAUGCAGUUUAAAAAGGGCAGUUUCGAGGUUGGCAGCGUCAUUUAUCCGGUGGCGAUUAAGUAUGAUCCCAAGUUUGGUGACGCCUUCUGGAACUCGAACAAGUACUCGAUGUUACAGUAUUUGUACAUGAUGAUGACCAGUUGGGCGAUCGUGUGCGACGUGUGGUAUUUGCCGCCGAUGCACCAGAAAGAGAACGAGAGCUCGAUCGAUUUCGCUAAUCGGGUUAAGAGUGCGAUAGCGACGCAGGGCGGACUAGUGGAUCUCGUUUGGGAUGGUCAACUGAAACGUUCCAAGCCUAAAAAAGAAUGGAAGGAGCGACAGCAAGAGGAGUUUAGCAAAAUGUUAAAAAUCGAAUAAGAAAUGCCAAGAAGGGAGUAUUAAAUGCUGAAUCCAUCUCGAAGAUCCACUCUUCUGUUACCGAGCCUUUCUUUUGCGGAUAACUUUUCCGUCAGAAUAAAACAGCACACCACAGUUUCUUUUUUGGCUUAAAGUUAUCCGAUAGAUAACUUAAGAGAACGUAAAGACUGGCCUUUAGUUAGGGAUUAUAUUAUAAAAAAAUAAUAAAAAAUCCGACAUCCAAGGAUGUUAUAGAUGGAAAAAAAAAUUUAACAGACUCUAGUCAACAAGAUUUUAUAGGUUCGUUUGUGAUAAAGCCGACAACAGGUCUCGAGGUUUUAGGAUGAUUUUUUUUAAUUGUUAAUUCUGUGUAUUGCUCAGUGAUUGUUUUGUAGAACAUAUUAUAGAUUUUAGUUUAUGAGGCGGGGCUUUUUUAAAAUUAUGCAGGUGAUUUGAAGCAUACACAUUACUAUAAAAGGAGUUUUGGAAGUACACGUCUCUACAAAUAAACGGCACCGGUUACUGUUUUCAGUUUCAAAUUAAAUAACAUUUCUUAGGAUCCAAAUGAGGACUGUACGAAGUCAAUGCUUUACUUUUCAAGUAAUACAGAAAACUUCUCAGAAUCAGUUUGAUGGAGACCCGUUAACCGAUUUGUGAUGAAUCCUUUGCAUGCAUUUACAAAUAAACUUAACGUGCUUUAAUGAAAUAAAUGAGUUGUUCAUAUGAAGAGUUGUCUGUAAGGUCUCAAAUUAAAUUUUCACGCAGUAAACAUCGAUCUAUUGAAAAACAAAUUAACUGGCUUUAAUUUACUGCCACAGAGUAGAAAAUUCUGCGUGAAUCAUCCAUUUUGUCCGCUCCCAACCUUUAUCUUACGUACAUCAUUCUGGGACCUCCUAGUUUUUUUUUUGAUUUGGAGAAAGAUGUGGAUUUUAUUAAAUAAAUCUGUAUGCUACUAAUCAUUUCCUGCAUGACCCCGUUUUGGUUUAACGUUAGCCAUGAAGGUGAACUUUAGGCAGUAAGUUAAACUUAAGUUUGUUCGUUUUUUCUUUUAAAUUGUUCCUGUUUCUUCAAACAUUAGUUCGAAGCACACAUUGCUUAUAUAGACAAUAAUAUUUUUGUAACGUAGUUUUCCGUGUUAAGUCUUCUUCAGAUACUUUUUAUUAGCGCGAAUUUUUUAAAUCAAUUUUUUUGCUAUCGUGUAUAAUAAGUUCCUUCCCGCAUGAUUUUGUUGUUAUCCGAUGGCAAAAAAGUAUAUAGGGUGAUUUACAAGUAAGCAGCAUUAAAGUUUUACAUAAACAUUUAAUGCUCCCUACAAAUCAAUUCCCCUGUAUAUAUCAUAGUUUUGUUAUAAAAUUUGUGAUCGCGAAAAAAACGCAUUUAUUUUAUUAUAUAUAAUUCGUCACAGGAAAACGUGCGUGUACUGUAUGCGAGGCCUUUGCACGUCUAUAUUCUUAACGAUUUCUCAAUACCAAAUUAGUAUGUUAGUUUAGGAAAUGUAUCGCGCCUAAAUGUACAUAAAGUGAUUUAAAUUUUUUGUAAUUCAAUUUUUUUUUUCGUUCAAAGGACAAAUAAUAAAAAAAAUAUAUUCAGUA
Messenger RNA from Anthonomus grandis grandis, 3113 nucleotides. It is a transcript of the gene Gpat4, whose product is annotated as glycerol-3-phosphate acyltransferase 3. Gene Ontology annotation, cellular component: endoplasmic reticulum. The transcript is spliced from 9 exons. NCBI's taxonomy places the organism in Eukaryota, Metazoa, Arthropoda, Insecta, Coleoptera, Curculionidae. Gene Ontology annotation, molecular function: glycerol-3-phosphate O-acyltransferase activity. The coding region runs from base 46 to 1542 and encodes 498 amino acids. Gene Ontology annotation, biological process: triglyceride biosynthetic process. The record is from RefSeq and is a predicted model, not a curated record.